CAGCGCUGAGUGGCACAAGCACUCUGUUGAAAUGUGACUGUGCAUUUUAUUUCUUUUUGACAUCUUUCCGUCUUCAACCUUUGCUGAACUCAACUUUUAACACCAUCGGAACAAUGUCUGUAGAGACAAGUACAACAACCAAAAAGGCUGCCAAGCCUAGCCGCAAAGGCAAGAAAGCAUGGAGAAAAAAUGUGGAUGUGACCGAAGUGGAGGAACAACUGCAUGAACUGAGAAGUGAAGAGCGUCUCGGCGGUCCUCUCCAUAAAAAGGCAGACAACGCUCUCUUUUUCACCGAUAAGGCUGGGGAUGCCGAAAUUAAGCGCCGCUACAAACACUCAAAGCUUCGUAUCGAUGAAAUCCUAACGCCGAGUUCCGCACUUUCUGGCGUAACCUCACGAAGCACUGCAAAGUCGACGGUCAAAGUCGAGGUACCUGGCGUGAAAGUGAGACAAGCAUCAAAAACAAACGCGGCUUUGAUUGACCGCUUGGCGAAACGGAAAUUAGAGACUGGUGCUGCGAGCGUGGGAGCUGCUGCAGAGGAGAGGGCCAGGCGACUGGCGGAAAAAAGACGGAAAUUGGCACAGAAGAAGGGAGGUUUUGAUCUGUGGGCAGUCACGGAUGUUGUUGACGAUUCUACUGAAUACCUUGAAGUUACCAAACCGAAGCCCGUGAAAAAACCAAAUCUACCUGUAGAAAAGCCAAUUGCGAUACCUGCUGUGGAACUCACACAUGAGGGUGCAUCUUAUAACCCAAGCUUUGACGACCACCAGCGAGCCCUACGAAAUGCUGUUGAUGAGGAGGUUGCGAAACUGAAGCAAAAGGAGCACACAUUAAAGAAGCUUUCAUAUCCUGCCGAGUUAGAUAAUUUAGAUGAUGAAACCUUCUUUGGUGACUCAGAUGAUGAAGAAGAGAACGGGGAGCAAGAGGACGGAGGUGUGGAGACAGCGGCGGCCACGUCAUCAAAAGAUGAUGGUCUGAGUCAUACCAGAAUGGUGACCGAAGCACGAAAAACGAAGGCACAACGUAACAAGGAACUAAGACGGGCGGCCAAGGAGCGGGAGGCAGAGAAGCAGCGCGAGGAAAAGCUAUUAGCAAAGCAGCUCAAUCGGCUUGGUGAGAUAAACAAGGUAGUAACGCAGCAGGAGCGGGAGCAACAAAGGCAAUUAGAGGAACGAGCAAAAUUGCAGGAAGAGAAGGCUAAGCGGGAGACAAAGCGGUUGGGACCCCAUCUGUUUAAGGCAUUACCAAUGGACGUACAACUGACCGAGGAUCUUCCGGAUUCCCUGCGGGAGUUGAAGCCUGAGGGUAACCUGUUCAAAGAUCGUUUCCUUAGCUUGCAGAAGCGAAGUUUGAUUGAAGCUCGAGUGCCUGUUUCAAAACGCUUGAAAUACAGACGGAAGGAAGUGGAAACGCACGACUAUAAGCGUUUUAAAUAAGAUCUUCGACAUCAUCACUGAUAUCUUGUACAGAAUUGCCCGACUGAUGGGGACUGUUACUUAACUUAUCCACUGCACAUAGAUAAUGCGUUUGGUCGUUAAGGUUUUACUUUUGUACUAUUUUUUUACUGGCGACAAUCUGUCAGAUUAAAUAUAAUCGUCGACAAACCCAAUA
Spizellomyces punctatus DAOM BR117 is the source of this 1611-nucleotide messenger RNA. RefSeq lists its product as uncharacterized. Gene Ontology annotation, cellular component: nucleolus. The coding region runs from base 114 to 1436 and encodes 440 amino acids. Lineage: Eukaryota; Fungi; Chytridiomycota; Chytridiomycetes; Spizellomycetales; Spizellomycetaceae. Gene Ontology annotation, biological process: rRNA processing; ribosomal large subunit assembly. The transcript is spliced from 4 exons. The record is from RefSeq and is a predicted model, not a curated record. Gene Ontology annotation, molecular function: 5S rRNA binding.